ACUGUUUCAAUACUCCGAAGCGAGAGACAGUGACGAUUCUCUUUUCAAUUCACAGCUCAAAAUCUCUCUUUUUACCUUCGUUUUCGAUCUUCUCUGUCAUUCUAAUCAGCCAUGGGUUCUGAUGCGGAUAUGGAGGAUUAUGGAUUCGAGUACUCGGAUGAGGAGCCCGAAGAGCAGGAUGUUGAUAUUGAGAACCAAUACUACAACUCCAAAGGCUUGGUUGAAACAGAACCGGAGGCAGCACUUGAGGGUUUUGCUGAAGUAGUUCGUAUGGAACCUGAGAAGGCUGAGUGGGGAUUCAAAGCUUUAAAGCAAACUGUUAAGCUUUACUAUAAGCUUGGGAAGUACAAGGAAAUGAUGGAUGCUUACAGAGAGAUGCUAACCUACAUUAAAUCAGCAGUGACAAGAAAUUAUAGUGAGAAGUGUAUUAACAAUAUCAUGGAUUUCGUCUCUGGAUCAGCUAGUCAGAACUUCAGCCUCCUACAAGAGUUCUACGAGACAACAUUGAAAGCCCUUGAAGAGGCAAAGAAUGAGAGGUUGUGGUUCAAGACAAACCUAAAGCUUUGCAAAAUUUGGUUUGACAUUGGGGAAUAUGGGCGAAUGAGUAAGAUUUUGAAAGAACUCCACAAGUCUUGUCAAAAAGAAGAUGGCACUGAUGAUCAGAAGAAAGGUACGCAGUUGUUGGAGGUGUAUGCAAUUGAGAUCCAAAUGUAUACGGAGACGAAAAAUAACAAAAAACUGAAGGAGCUAUACAACAAAGCACUUUCAGUCAAGUCGGCGAUUCCUCACCCAAGAAUAAUGGGAAUAAUUCGUGAAUGUGGAGGAAAAAUGCAUAUGGCAGAGCGGCAGUGGGCAGAGGCAGCUACAGACUUCUUUGAAGCUUUCAAGAACUAUGAUGAAGCCGGGAAUCAGAGGCGCAUCCAGUGUCUAAAGUACUUGGUUCUGGCAAAUAUGCUGAUGGAGUCUGAGGUAAACCCUUUCGAUGGCCAAGAAGCAAAACCCUACAAAAAUGACCCUGAAAUACUUGCAAUGACAAAUCUUAUAGCAGCAUAUCAACGAAAUGAGAUCUUGGAGUUUGAGAAAAUUCUGAAGGUGCGGCUAUUAGAAUAUUGCUUCUAUAAGUCCUUCAAUUUAUGGGAUAAUGGUGGUGUACCACUUAGGGCUGGCAAAAAUGGCCCAAGGCCGCCCAACCCGCCCAAUAUUUCAUGGCCAGGCAUAUUCUCGUUGGUUCUUAUAAGUAUCCAUCGUCUUGUGCUUUAUCAUGAACUAUUGUUACUAAGCUGUGCGUGUAAUAGAAUUCCUAAUUGGCUGCUAUUACCUAACAUGCAGGAGCUUAAUGUGCCAGAAAAAGACGUUGAGGAGUUGUUGGUAUCACUGAUCUUGGACAACCGUAUCCAUGGGCACAUUGAUCAAGUGAACCGGUUGCUAGAGUGUGGAGACAGAUCGAAAGGAAUGAAAAAAUACGCUGCCAUUGACAAAUGGAACACACAACUAAAGUCACUAUACCAAACCGUUGGCAACAGAGUAUGCUGAGAGUACCCUGACAUGAAAAGAGUAGAGUGAUUAUAUUAUAGACUCUUAAUUGUUUUUUUUUGGGUUAUUUCUGAACUGAACGGGAUUCAUGUUCUGAAAUAUUACAAUGUUUAGCUGCUCUUUUUGACAUGUAGGUUUUAUGUACAAAAUUCGAUAUUUCUUCCCCCUUGUUCGAAGAAAAAUUUUGUUCAUUGGAUUGGUGUAAACAUGGGACGCUGGCCGCUGUUUAAAAACCGAAGAGAAACCAACGGAGUAUUGAGCCGCGCAUGUCAAAGCAGUGAACUAUUAAAUAGCAAGAGCUUUUAUCUGAUUUGUGUUACUUUCUGCUUCUACUCUGUGACGACCAAGCAGCGAUGAAUUGCUGCCAACGCAAACGAAACAAUUUAAUUUUCUACUCCCA
Molecule: messenger RNA, 1933 nt
Organism: Nicotiana tabacum (common tobacco)
Lineage: Eukaryota; Viridiplantae; Streptophyta; Magnoliopsida; Solanales; Solanaceae
Source: RefSeq, a predicted model, not a curated record